Molecule: messenger RNA, 1072 nt
Organism: Perca flavescens (yellow perch)
Lineage: Eukaryota; Metazoa; Chordata; Actinopteri; Perciformes; Percidae
Gene: dbi
Product: diazepam binding inhibitor (GABA receptor modulator, acyl-CoA binding protein)
Exons: 4
Coding region: 110-379 (89 amino acids)
Biological process (GO): fatty acid metabolic process
Molecular function (GO): fatty-acyl-CoA binding
Source: RefSeq, a predicted model, not a curated record
GGUUUCGUAAUAUCGCGCCCGGGUACGGCAGCAGUUGCAUGCUGGGAACUUCGGUGGACUUUAAAUUCCCCAACCAUCCCAGUCCGCCUAGUCAGAUCCCUCUCUAACCAUGGCGGAGCUCCAGGCUAAGUUUGAUGCUGCAGCAGCUGAUGUGAAGCAGCUGAAGGCCAAGCCGGCCGACGCAGAGAUGCUGCAGGUCUACUCGCUGUUCAAGCAGGCUACUGUCGGGGAUGUCAACACAGGUCGUCCAGGGAUGUUGGAUUUCACCGGGAAAGCCAAAUGGGAUGCCUGGGAGAAGCAGAAAGGCAAGAGCAAAGAGGACGCCAUGACGGAGUACGUCAGCCUGGUGGAGCAGCUGAAGGAGAAGUAUGGAAUCUAAAGUCCUGUGAUGGCCGCGGGCCUGACAGCAGCACCACACCGGGAAACGCCUUACAGCCAGCGAGUGUGUCCUUCCACAUCCGAGACUGGGGGUGGGGAGUGGGGGGGGCUGAAGAACCACUAAGUGUCCUCCACCAGAGUAGCAUCGUAUUUCAACCAUCGUAUCAGCACAGAAUCCGGCCAUUUCAAUAUAAAAAUCUUUCUACUCAAAGUGUUUGGUCUACUCUAAAUGUAUUAAUGUUCUAGUUGCACAUAUGUUAGCAUUAUUAACAUGUCAUAUAAUGUUAGCAUUAUUAACAUGUCAUGUUAGCAUUAACAUGUCAUGUUAGCAUUAACAUGUCAUAUGUUAGCAUUACUAACAUGUCAUAUAAUGUUAGCAUUAUUAAAAUGUCAUAUAAUGUUAGCAUUAUUAACAUGUCAUAUAAUGUUAGCAUUAUUAACAUGUCAUAUAAUGUUAGCAUUAUUAACAUGUCAUGUUAGCAUUAACAUGUCAUAUGUUAACAUUAUUAACAUGUCAUAUAAUGUUAGCAUGUCAUAUAAUGUUAGCAUUAUUAACAUGUCAUAUAAUGUUAGCAUUAUUAACAUGUCAUAUGAUGUAAACGUUAACAUGUCAUAUACAGGUGAAACUCGGAAAAUUUGAAUAUCAUGCAAAAGUUCAUUUAUUUCAGUAAUUAAACUUAAAAGUUGAAACUAA